Messenger RNA from Lachancea meyersii CBS 8951, 1176 nucleotides. Lineage: Eukaryota; Fungi; Ascomycota; Saccharomycetes; Saccharomycetales; Saccharomycetaceae. The record is from the annotation of a GenBank genome assembly.
AUGACCGUUCUACCCUCCGACAAAUUCGCUACCAAAGCCAUUCAUGCCGGUGCACACACCGAUGUGCACGGAUCGGUGAUCGAGCCCAUCUCUCUGUCGACCACAUUCAAACAGCAUGCUCCAGCACAGCCCGUAGGCCAGUACGAAUAUUCGCGGUCCCAAAACCCUAACCGUAAAAACCUGGAAGACGCCGUGGCAGCAUUGGAAAAUGCCAAGUUCGGGCUAGCGUUUUCGUCGGGCUCGGCGACCACAGCCGUCAUUCUGCAGUCGUUGCCCCAGGGCUCGCAUGCCGUGUCGAUUGGCGACGUCUACGGUGGUACUCACCGUUAUUUUACCAAAGUGGCCAACGCACACGGCGUGGAAACCACUUUCACCAACGACCUGGUCCAAGAGCUGCCCAAGCUCGUCAAGGACAACACCAAACUGGUGUGGAUCGAGUCUCCUACCAACCCUACUCUCAAGGUCACCGACAUUGCUUUGGUGAGCGAGACUGUGCGUAAGAUCAACCCAGAGAUCCUGCUGGUCGUCGACAACACCUUUUUGUCGCCUUACCUGUCUAACCCACUAAACUUCGGCGCAGAUAUCGUGGUGCACUCCGCGACCAAGUACAUCAACGGCCACUCCGAUGUCGUGAUGGGUGUUUUGGCCACCAACAACGAGUCUCUGCACCAGAAACUGCAAUUUUUGCAGAACGCUAUUGGUGCCAUCCCAUCGCCAUUCGACGCCUGGUUGGCCCACAGAGGUCUGAAGACGCUGCAUCUGCGUGUCAGACAGGCCUCGCAGUCUGCGACCAAGAUCGCCCAGUUCUUGGCCGAGAGCAGCGCUGUUGAGUCCGUCAACUACCCAGGUCUGCCAACCCACCCCAACUACGACGUCGUCAAGAAACAGCACCGCGACGCCUUGGGUGGAGGUAUGAUUUCUUUCAGAAUCAAAGGCGGUGCUGAGGCCGCUGCCAAGUUCUCGUCUACCACCCGACUAUUCACACUUGCUGAGUCUCUUGGUGGUAUCGAGUCCCUAUUGGAAGUGCCCGCCGUGAUGACCCAUGGUGGCAUUCCUAAGGACCAGAGAGAGGCCAGUGGUGUGUUUGACAACCUGAUCAGAUUGUCCGUUGGUAUUGAAGACACUGACGAUCUGCUCGAUGACAUCAAAGCUGCUCUUGAGAAGACCGUGAACUAA